UUAUAACAAAAAUAAAAUGAAGAGGAGGACACACCAGGGGAAGAGCCUCGCUCCUUUACAAAAGACAUUCGCUACGAGUAAGCCUAGCAGGCCAUACCAGAGAUUUAAACCUCCAAAAAUGGCAGGAACUGGGGCUGAUCCUAACGGGAGCUUCUUAGAGUUUAUUAAAAAGGAUUGAGCUCGCCCUAUAAAUGUUAGGAAGGACCAUAUAAAACCUGAUAUUAAUAAGAAUCAUUUCGAUACUUUGCAGAAGAAAUGGGCCGUUGGCACAAAAACAUCUAUUGUCGAGAAGGUCGAUGGUGAGGGUAAACUUAACAGAGACUUCAAACCUGUCUCAAGACAUUAUAUGAAAACGGACCAUAUCAGUGUAGUCCCACCUGCUAGAGAUAGGCCAUUUCAAAAGGUUUAUGAUAAAAUUCUCACAAAGCCAGCUUAUAAUAGGAAUAAUGAGUGCAGAAAUAUAUGGGUUCCUAAAGCUUAUGAGCAGAAAUCUAUGAACAAUAGAUCAAGUGUAAGCCACAAUAUUGUUACUCACAAAGAAAAUUCUUCAUCAGGAGCCCUCGUUGUGGGAGUCCUUGAUAAGAAAGUUUGCAACAGGAAGAAAGGAAUAGUUGAAAUUGCAGAUGCAAAUAGAGUAACUGCUUUAAAAAGUAACAAAGAUUAUAUGGACGCUCUUAAGACCAAUCCCCAUCAAUUCAAAAGAUCAAAUGGAGUAUUCUCCCAUUUAUAUGACGCAGCUCAUAGAUUUGGAGAAGACAAGCCUUUUAAAGUUUAACAGAUACUUGCUUAAAAUAUGGUCAUUCUA
Molecule: messenger RNA, 805 nt
Organism: Moneuplotes crassus
Lineage: Eukaryota; Ciliophora; Spirotrichea; Euplotida; Euplotidae
Source: the annotation of a GenBank genome assembly